AUGGCCAUGCGGCCCGUAGACCUACUAGCAGAAUUUGUCCUCACGCUUCGUACUCAGACCAUAGAAAGCCAACUACGAUGGUUUUCAAACGGCCGUAGGUCGCGCUUUGGCGGCUGCACCUUCGCAUAUGGAACAAGCACCGUCAGAUAUUGGCGCUACACAGUAUACAUCCCUACACUACACCAUACACGUCCAACACAUAUACAGUCCAUGCUUGCUGAGAGACCAUAUACCCGGGGCGAACGUAAGGAUUAUUUUGCGGACAUGUGUCCGUCAAGGAAAGCCUGGUGA
Molecule: messenger RNA, 291 nt
Organism: Malassezia restricta
Lineage: Eukaryota; Fungi; Basidiomycota; Malasseziomycetes; Malasseziales; Malasseziaceae
Exons: 1
Coding region: 1-291 (96 amino acids)
Source: RefSeq, a predicted model, not a curated record